Molecule: messenger RNA, 2811 nt
Organism: Gryllus bimaculatus (two-spotted cricket)
Lineage: Eukaryota; Metazoa; Arthropoda; Insecta; Orthoptera; Gryllidae
Source: the annotation of a GenBank genome assembly
GUACAGUUUGACAAAUCGAUUAGAGGUACAGUCUUCUGAAAUAAAAGAGUUUGAGCACAAAUGGAGAAUUCCAGUCCUUAGAAUUGACAACAAAUGGAGUGGAGAGCGUAGUGAAGUCCAAGAAGUUGCUCCUGUUUUGAAUAUUAUUUGUGAGAGGUUAUGGAUGCGGGAUCAAGAGUAUUUAAUAAAACAAGGCCUAGUGCGAUGAUAUAAACAUUAAUCAGGAUCUUCUAGAAUUCAUUCCUGUACAUAGCAAGAAUAGCUGUCCUUCAUUUGCAAUGCCCUCUGUGUAUGUAUCAAUUUUUGUAGUUGUGUAUAGUAAUACAUCACUGAGCGAUUUAUACCUACAGGGAUAUAACCUUUCAUCUCGAAUGCUGUUUCAGAGUUCAGUGCAAUUUUGUAACCAAUGCAUUUUGGCACCUAGUUGUCUGCAACACACUAACCAUGCUCCAUUCACAAGGGCUUUCCAGCCCUCGCAUCUUACGAUCUGGUGGUGUCUCAGAUCUCACUUUGGUGGUUACAUCGUUUUAUAAACUGCCCUCUUUUUUAAGGGAAAUAGUACUGUUAAAGGAAUGUCACUUCAGCUUUUACUACUUAUAAAAUUGCAAAAGUAUUUACAUCACCUUGAUAUAUUUUAUUAGCAAGAGGGUAGCUUUUCUCCUGAUCAGCCCACAUCCCAAUGUUUAGAUUAAUACAUUUCUUGAGUGAUAUUUCUCAGUAUGUGAGCAAAUUUGUAUUUGCUUGAAGAAAAUGGGAAAUAUGAUGAGAGAAUACUUUGAAGAAAUAGAAACUUUACUUGUGUAUGAAAAGAAAUGGUGUAUAUCACUUCGUUGGGCUGCUUUGCUUCGGCUUCUUUAAGCUGUGCCCAUUGCAGCUCCUUUGUUGAUAAAAUCAUUGGCUGAAGCCUAGCCUACUGUUCAACUUACGGAAGACUCUUUAAACCAGUGGCACUUCGCGCCGCUCCGGUAGCAACUGCCCAGUUUGAAUUCUGGAGGCUUCCUUGAAAAGUGCUUUCUUAUAAAAGUGAUUUGGUAAUUAUGCGAUGGAUAAACUCAAGGAUGUUUAUAGUGAACGUGAGGGCCAAAGGCCUGAGCUUCACCGUGAUUUGGAUCCAGGCAAGUAAAGUGAGAAAACAUGCCUUUGAUAGUAAAUUGACAUAAUGUGGCGGGGACAAAGCAAAUGAAGGGCCAGACAUGAAAAUCAACUAUCCAUAAUUUCUAUCAGAGUGCUUAGCUUAAUUAGGAGACCCUUCCCCUCGCCGCCAUUCUUCUCUGAGGGUGUACCAUGUACCCUACUUUAACCAAAUUAUUUAAUCUGAUUUCCAAUACUUCUCUUCCUAUUGGGUUUAUAGUUAAUAAUGAAAUUGGAGAUUAUUUCAAUUUUUCUUUGAGUGUCACCUGUAUUAUGUUUAACAAUUCUGUCAAGAGGGCUGUGAAUUUGCAGACUUAUCUUUUAUUUCCGUGAAUUGUUAUUUUGAAACCAGGAAACUCGGUUCUGCAGCCGUAGCAGUGUUUUGCUUCUGUGUUUGGUUCUGUCCCUUGUCAUAAUUCAUAGAAGUGUGAAUAUGGCUUUUUUCUUUUAAACUUCACUUUAGUAUUCUUCAACGCUUAUUUGGUAGUUCCAAGAUAUAGUUGAUUCUUUCUGUUUUAUGACUGUUUCUCUCUCCUAAAUAAGAGUUCUAGCAGCCCUGGAAGUAAAAAUUAGGCACUUUUUCAAUAGUUUUCUUCUUCCACAACCACUUCACAUUUCUCUGUUCAUUUUCUUGCAAAAGAUAUUGUUUUUGUUAGAAAUAGUUAAAGUCCUUUAUUAUUAAGUUCAUAGUCCUCUUUGCAUUUAGAUUUAGAUUUAUUUAGUCAAUAAAACAUUAAAAACUGUAUGUGAUGUAUGGGAGAGAAGAUUAUCUGUAUGUUUUCUUGAGUUUCAGAACCUCUUCACGUCAUUGUAGCUAUAUAUAGUUGAAAGAUGAGUAAAUGUUGAAAAUAAAUAAAUAAAAAUAAAUUUUAAAAAAUGGCGAGAUUAGCAAUAUUUGAAAAAUAUAGACAUUUUCGUUUCCGAGUUAUAGAAAACUUAUUUGCAUUGGUAAAUGAAUUGCAAGUAUGAUUUUUCUGCAUUGCUAACAAAAUAGUAACUCGCCCUUACCUCUUCUUUUACCAUUACAAGCAAAAGGAGAGUUAAACAAAACGAAGCUACAUUUCAUUUUUACCACUAUUUAGAAUGACCUGGUCUUCAGCAUACACAAGAUUUCUUAUAAAUUUAUUUUUUUUAGAGUUGUUUAAAAUGUUAAAAAGGAUAAAACUUUUUUCUGACCAUUUCUCAAAGCCUUAAGUGACUUAGGUGUAAAUUCUUUGUGCUUCAUUGGAGAGAUUUCUGUAGUUUCAACCCUUAACUGAUAUCAGAAAAGAUAGAAACCAGAAUUUCCAACUCACAUAAUCAUUAUCAGUAUCAAACAUUUUUUGUUAAUAUUAUUGUAUGUGUAAUAAAGUAUCAAGUUCAUAGUAUGUAGCAAAGUUGCAGAGCAAAUUUGCUUUUAACUGUACAUUUAUUUGUACUUGUGUUUUCAAGAGUAAAUGAAGUUUUUAUUUUAUUGUAAGAUUAUUGUAUUGUGUACUAUUCUAAGGUCUUGUAUUUUGUGUUGUUUUUUUCUUGUGGGAGUUUGUUGGAAUAAUUUUGUUUUUAAUUUAUAAAACAAAACAUACAAUUAUAAGAUCAUUAUUUUAUUUGAAAUAAUUGGAAAAUAUUUAAGGCAUUUGGUUUUUACUUUACUGUUUUGUCUCAAACUAUGUGUAGAAUUUUUACCAAAAUAAAUUUUCA